This is a messenger RNA of Symbiodinium sp. CCMP2592, 1611 nucleotides long. The record is from the annotation of a GenBank genome assembly. Lineage: Eukaryota; Dinophyceae; Suessiales; Symbiodiniaceae.
AUGCGCGGCUUUGUGCCCGUCCCUUGCGAUGAUCGCUUUGAGGUGGCUGGGAGCUCAAUGCAGCUUCGCCAGUCGGCUGGAUGGAUGCCAGGGCCUGGCAUCGAGCGGGACAAAGAUUUUUGGUGGAAGAGACUGCGGUGUCCAGUCUUUGUAGUGUUAGUUUUGGCGUUCACGGUGGCUUGGCUAGCUGGUCGAACGGACAAGACUGCCGAGCCAGAAGAGCAGGCUUCUUCUGGUGCGAUUCUGCUGGUGGGAGGUGGUUCUUGCCCCCUCGAUUGUGGGCAGUCUGUUGCAUGCACUGCAGGUGCUUCAAAACCCGUCAUUCCGCAGAGGGACUGUCCAUUUUUCGCAUCUGGUGGGCCCAGUCCCGGUGUCACUUCAGCUGUGAUGGAUUUGCAAGGCUGUAAUUUUGCACCCAUGGAUGAGUUUAACACUUCCUGGACAGUAAACGUCUUUCAAGCACCUGGAUCGUAUUUCUAUGAAGUGCAAGUUGGUGUUCCCUUUAUUCCGUUCGUUAUUGAAGAUGGCUUCAAAGAUUUUACCACGCCGACAGACUUCAAUGUGCUGAAUGUGAACAAUCCUGUGCCAAACAGUGACGAUCCGAAGCUCGAGAUUAUAUCAUUGGCUUUUGCCAAUGACACGGUCUUGUUCUUUGCGAACAGCAGUGAUGGUCCACUGUUCUCGUUGCAGUUGUUGGAAGUCCUUCCCGUCACUCCUCUGCGUCGCCUCAAUGACGAGAGAAGACUUGCAGAAGACUUUUUUGUAUGUCCUGGUGGAUGCGUGAUCUCAAGCCUUUACGUCAAUGAUGAUUUCUGCGACUGCCCGGAAACUUGUCAGGACGAAGAUUCCUGGACUUGUGCCACCUGUGGUGCCCCUGCGCCAUCGCCUCCGGUGACGCCACAGCCAGAGGUCGAAAGUCAGGCCUUGAAGAAGACGUCCAUCGGAGUCGGCGUUGGCAUCGGGGUGGGCGGUGGCCUUGCCCUUGGCCUCGGUCUAGGGAUCGGGCUUGGGACGGGCGUCGGGACCGGUGGUGGUGUGGGGACGGGCUCCGCGGCCUCAGCUGCAGCGGCAGCGGUUUCGGCUGUCGCUGCCUUCAGCGCAGAGGGCUCGCUGAAGCUCAAAGUGGACAAUCCGCAGAUACUGGAGACGGAAGCUUUCACCAAUGCGAUCAAGCGCUCUAUUGCUCGAAUAGCCGGGAGCUCUGUGGUUGCAGCAAUGGUGGAGCUCAUCAUCGGCUGUGCGGCUGCCAGCCGGAGGCUGGCUUUGGCUUCCCUCUUGCGUCGGCUGGCGCAGACCGUGGACGUGUGCUUCAAGAUUGGUGUGGAACAGGAGGACGUAGCAGAGGAGGUUUGCGACACUUUGGCGGGAUACAAUGCAGCCACUGUUGCUACUGUGAUUUCUUCAGAAAUCCUCGAUUCCGGCAUUGAUCCAGGGCAAGUUAGCGUGAUAGGCUACGAGCCGAACCCGAAUCCGCGGGCCAACAACCCGAAUGCGCCGAGUGAUCCGAUCGACACUCCUUUUGUCCCUGGCACGAGCGGAAUCAGCUUGGGAAGCGCUCCAAAGGAGAGGCUUCUCCAACCUCGCGGCACAAAACGAGUCGAGCUUCCGUGA